Molecule: messenger RNA, 561 nt
Organism: Echinostoma caproni
Lineage: Eukaryota; Metazoa; Platyhelminthes; Trematoda; Plagiorchiida; Echinostomatidae
Source: the annotation of a GenBank genome assembly
AUGGCACGUCGGUCGGAUAUUCUGCUUCGUGGACUCUUCCUGUUUUCCCUUGGUGUAUUUUUGUUCCUCGUAUCUGAUGCACUUCAGGGGAUUCGCGGUGGCGUUGUUAAUCCCGAUCCUUCUCUGUGGGGACCUUUGAGUCCGAAAUUAUGGAUUCCGUUGGGAUGUGGAUUUGCCUCCGGAAUCUCAGAUGUGUACAACAAUGAAUGGUCGUCGGUUCUGCGUUGUGUAGCCCUAUUUUUUGGACUUAAUCAUGCAACUGUGCGAAUGGAUUUCGCAUCAUAUUUUCAGCUUGCCGUAACAGUAUUUGGACUUUCCUUCGGAUUAUGGUGGUUCUUCGACCGAUCUCGUGUAGGCUUGGGUUUUGGAAUGACAGUCGCUCUAAUCGCAACAAUCCUCGGUCAAUCGUUUGUAUGGCGGCGUCUUCUCCGAUUUUCGCAUCCCAUAAUGGCGGCUUGGAUUCCUUGCCUAACUUUCUGUGGUGGCGUCACAAUGGUGCUUGUCGGUCGACAACUAGCAAAACCUGACGUGCUUGCGCGUUCAAAGCGGAAAAUCGACUAA